AUGGUCAAGAAGUUAUCAUUGAAAUUAAAUGGUAGCAGCUAUGUCUAAGGAAUAUUGUGACUCGAGCCCUUCGUGAAUGCUGUGAUGGAUGAGGCUGUGGAAGUAGCAGCCCGUGGGCGACAGAGCAACAUUGGAGUGAUGAUAAUAGGAGGAAAGAGUAUCAUCACGGUAGAAGCCUUCCAGAGAGUAUGA
Ailuropoda melanoleuca (giant panda) is the source of this 192-nucleotide messenger RNA. RefSeq names its product small nuclear ribonucleoprotein G-like. The record is from RefSeq and is a predicted model, not a curated record. The transcript has a single exon. NCBI's taxonomy places the organism in Eukaryota, Metazoa, Chordata, Mammalia, Carnivora, Ursidae.